AUGAUGAUGUCAAAUGGUCGUGAGCCGCCGCCACCUGAACCCGAGCACGCGUCUGGUGACCGUGCGGAUGAGGUGGAAUCCACGAAAAAUGACGAAGCACGCAUCUCUCUUGCUACUGUCUUCGCUGAUGAAGCCGCUGGUGUCGAGAAGACUGUCACGACCAAAGCCUUUACCGCCCCUUUUACCGAUGGAUAUGGUGACUUUUACUUUGGUGACAGAAGUGACUAUACCUCCUCAAAGCUUCUAAGAAGGGCACUUUUAGAUCCCACAUCUGAAUCGGACAGCGACGACAGUGACGGAACCACUUCCACGGAGGUUGAUUCAUUCAAACGGUACGUUCCCUGACAUGCUCGACAAGAUGAAAACAUUUCUCAUGUAUGUUUCCAGGAUUGGAAUAUUUGAAUACGAGAAAUUGCCCCUGGAAAUCCGCCGGCAGAUCUUUCGCCUGAUACUCGCUCCAUUUUACAGGCUUGAAGGCGGAAAUGGUAAAAAUACGCAACUCUACACGUUUUCUUCAAUCAAACAUCACCGUGAAUUUGAUGAAGAUUACAAUCUCACCUUUGAUGAGUUUACGGAGAAAAAAAGAAAGGCAAGAGAAGAGAAGAUGUAUCCAAUGUUCAUCAGCACACCACCAGGAUACGUGCCCAAAACAUAUGACGAGGAAAAAGCAGAGUUUGAGGAGACACGGAAGCGGCUCUUGAAGGCGUCAGAGGUAUAUCCCGGUCGAAGCGGAAGCUAUAGGUUCAUCCCAACUUUACAAACAUCACAGAUGUUUGAUCGCAAGAACACCCCUUCUAUGUUUCGUGAGUGGAUCCGACAGCUCUCCUUCGUGGGUAAGAAUUUCAGAAAAGAGCUUGGCGAUGCAUUCUGGGGACGUUCUCAUCUGCAUAUCUUCUUGGGUCGCGAACCUGACAAAACACGCUAUUUCGAUGAGCUCUGCAGCUUUUUGAAGGAUAGGCCCGCCGUAUGUGCUGGUGUCUCAAGUAUUCUAGUCUAUGCAGACAACGACGAAAAGAGUUGGCCAUAUGUCAAGAAGGAGGAAGUCGAAACCAUCACGGGGCGAUUUGAGUUCCUUGCAGAGACUAUAAGAUUGGAGACUUUGCACCUGUGCCUAAGUAUUAAUGAAAUGGACGUCAAAGAUUUGUUGGCUGCAAGAGGCGACUUUGUUGCUGCAGAAGCAACGAGGAAAUUGGUCGUUGCGAAGAAGUUUGAGAUAUCGCUUCAAAUCGAAUUUGAUGUUGAUAAGUUCGAAAAUUGGGACUACGAAGAGUAUAAGAAUGCGCUCGCUUCUGAAGAUGACGAAGAUGACGAGGAUGACGACAAUGCGGAUACCGACGAUGAAGAUUACGAAGUUUCUGAUAUUGGUGACAAAUACAGAGAAUCAAGAUGGUUUGCUUACAACGAUAUGAUCAAAGACAAAUAUUUGCCCCAAAUACAACGACUAAUGAUGCCCAACACUCUUCGGAAAAAAGCUCCACGACAAGAGGUUUCGGAUCAGGAGAAAUAUCUCGACUCACGACCAUCAUAUUAG
Molecule: messenger RNA, 1531 nt
Organism: Hymenoscyphus albidus
Lineage: Eukaryota; Fungi; Ascomycota; Leotiomycetes; Helotiales; Helotiaceae
Source: the annotation of a GenBank genome assembly